Messenger RNA from Dibothriocephalus latus, 429 nucleotides. Lineage: Eukaryota; Metazoa; Platyhelminthes; Cestoda; Diphyllobothriidea; Diphyllobothriidae. The record is from the annotation of a GenBank genome assembly.
CAGCUGUUGCCCAGUGCUGAGGAACAGGUCAAAUUCUUAAAUGCUCUAGAAAAACAGACUGGCCUGUCAAAUCAGCUGGACCCGUCCCUCCUAGCAUCUGUACCUAAACUCUCCUUGGCGGAAGAGAAUAACGUGCCACCGACUGGCACUGGCGGUGAUGACUCCCGCCGAUCCUCCGUCUGCACUGAGCCCAGUCAGCCACCCUCACCAUCAUCGCCGGUGGUCGCAUGUAUGCGCGGGCUGGUUCGCAUUUACGAUCUGGGGCUUUUCGCAAAUGGCACUUUCCUUUUCCUGUCGACAGCUUUCGUCUUUGUCCAGUUGGCCUACUUUGUACCCUUCGUCUACCUCUUUGGCUACGCUGUCGAAAGUCGGCUCCAACGAGGCGAGACUAUGAUCAUGACUACUGUUAUGGGUAAGUCUUCUUUUUAG